GUCUCAAACCCAAAAAAUGGGAAGAGAGUGAGCAAACGCCGUUUCUGCCGCAGCAGCAGCAAUUGGUCGCCGUCAGUCCUCUCCUGCUUGCCUGUUAAACUUCCGUGAAUAUUAUCUUUUAUACCAUCCAUGUCCUUGAAGAAACAGAUAGCUUCAAUCCCACAAGGCUUUCUCUUGGGCAUUGUUACAAACACGUUAAUGAUGUUUGGGAAAAGGUACUGGUCCUCCGGCGAGUGGUGGUCAAGGAAUCAGAAGCGGUUGAUGACCACCAGCAAGCGGGUGCAGGACAGGAGCAAGAUGAAGAGGGUUCAUGACCUUGAGGUUGCGACUGAGAACUGGAAGAUAGCUUCCAAAGUGCUGUUUCUGAUGGAAAUAUUGAAGAAGGAGCAGGAAAUGAUCAUUCCGGUGAGGUCAUUGGACAAGUUCCGGGCGCAGAUUAGUCUUCCUAAGCCGCAUAGGAUGUCUGAUUUCAUUAAAAAGUCGCCGAAGCUGUUCGAGUUGUAUAAGGAUCGGAGGGGAGUUUUGUGGUGUGGGAUGACUGAGCAAGCUGAGGAGUUGGUAGAGGAGGAGGAUAAAAUACUAGAGGAGCAUCAUGAUAAGGCUGCUGAGUACGUCACUCGGUUUCUUAUGAUGUCUGCCGAUAAGCGGCUUCGUGUGGACAAGAUUGCUCAUUACAGGAGAGACUUUGGUCUUCCUAGUGAUUUUAGGAAUGCUUGGGUGCAUAAGUAUCCACAGUACUUUAGGUUGGUAAGGAAUAAUGAUGAUAUUGAGUACUUGGAACUUGUUUCUUGGAAUCCUGCUUGGGCUAUAACAGAGUUGGAGAAGAAGACAAUGGGGGUUGCUGAUGCCAGUGCUCAUACCCCUGGUUUGCUGUCGCUCUCGUUUCCGUUGAAGUUUCCUCCUAAUUACAAGAAGAGAGUGUACAAAUAUCGGGGAGCGCUUGAUCAUUUUCAGAAGAGGUCUUAUUUGUCACCGUAUGCAGAUGCCAGGGGACUCAAAGCUGGAUCGAAAGAAUUUGACAAGAGGGCAGUGGCUAUUAUGCAAGAGCUUCUUAGCUUUACUGUUGAAAAGAGAUUGGUAACUGAUCACCUCACUCACUUCAGACAGGAGCUUGUGAUGCCCCAAAAGCUUAUGAGACUAUUUCUGAAGCAUUUUGGCAUUUUCUAUGUAUCAGAGAGAGGGAAGAGAUUUAGUGUCUUCUUAACAGAAGCUUAUGAAGGUUCAGAGCUCAUUGAGAAGUGUCCUUUGGUUAUUUGGAAAGAAAAAGUUCAGAGCCUUAUUGGUUACAGAAAAAAGAAGAAGAUUGAGACUUUUACCGACAUGUCAGACAUAGAAGAUAGUGGUUUAUAUACGAGCAAUUCUGAAAGUGAAAGUGAUUCUGAAGAAGACAGCAUUCAUUUGGAGAAUAACUCACAUACUGAUGAUUCUGAAAUGGAGAUUGACGAGGUUUUCAGAGCUUACGAGGACUCUUGAAACAUCUUAGAGUCAUUUAUUCAUGAGUUGUAGCAUAAAUGGAUCAGUCAAGCAAAAGGCUUAAUGGCCUGACCGGGUUGAAUAUAUUGAUGCUGGGAAAUGAAAUUCAAUGCAGGGUAGUUAUUAUCUCAUUCAUUAGCUUGUUUUCAUUGUUCUUUCUUUGGUCAGUUUAUACCUUGUAGAAGUUUUAUAUGUCCAAGGAUGGUUGCAUACUGAGAGGUCUUCAGUUGUGCACUUGUUAUACACAGACUGCUAAUUGACUUUGCAUACACAUUUUAUAUUAGAAUCUCUUGUUAGAGAAGUCUGGAAUGUGUUAUGCGGAAUUGCGGAUGCUUAAAUAGUAUAUACAUUACUUGCCACUCCAACUGCAAAGUUACUACACCUUUGCCAGUGGUUUUGUCCUUAAUCUAUUGCUACUCAUGCACAGAUAUUCUGCUUCAAAUGCCUAAGAAUGAUAGGAUGAUAGGAAUACUUUUCAAAUCUUCUCUGAAUUCUUGUUAAUAUGGCAUUGU
This is a messenger RNA of Argentina anserina (silverweed cinquefoil), 1985 nucleotides long. Its product is annotated as protein WHAT'S THIS FACTOR 1 homolog, chloroplastic. Gene Ontology annotation, molecular function: RNA binding. The record is from RefSeq and is a predicted model, not a curated record. The transcript is spliced from 2 exons. Lineage: Eukaryota; Viridiplantae; Streptophyta; Magnoliopsida; Rosales; Rosaceae. Bases 130 to 1473 code for a protein of 447 amino acids.